Messenger RNA from Debaryomyces hansenii CBS767, 1119 nucleotides. RefSeq names its product DEHA2D06644p. The transcript has a single exon. Gene Ontology annotation, molecular function: hydrolase activity, hydrolyzing N-glycosyl compounds. The record is from RefSeq and is a predicted model, not a curated record. Lineage: Eukaryota; Fungi; Ascomycota; Pichiomycetes; Serinales; Debaryomycetaceae. Bases 1 to 1119 code for a protein of 372 amino acids.
AUGCAUUUUGUUAAAUCAUUAAUAUUAACAGUUCUGGCUUUUACCGCAGUAGUUUAUGGUAAUAAGUCUAAAAAAAUUUUUAUAGACAAUGAUGGGGCUACUACGCCGGAUGUCUUGAUUCCAAUUUUUUAUGGAUACGAAAUUUUAGGGUACUCAGCUUCUUUUGGUAGUUCAUCCUUAGUUGAUAGUGUUGGAGCUACUUAUAAUGUGCUUGAUAUGUUAAAUAUGACCAAAUGUAUUCCGCUAUAUGUUGGUGCAAAUAAUCCAUUAAUCAGAACUAAUGACUCAUUUCACAGAUGGGAAGAUCUAUAUGGAACCUUAUAUUGGCAGGGUGGGUUCAGUCCAGAUUACCAAGAUAUGUAUUCUUGGGCAGACAUCCAAUAUAAUGAAGAAAUCCCAGGUGCGCUCGCACUCAUAAAUGCUGUCAAAAAAUAUCCUGGAGAAGUAGAGGUUUAUGCUGCUGGUACCAUGACUACUGUUGCCCAAGCUCUUUCAAUUUAUCCAGACUUAGUUGAAGAUGCUGCUGGGUUGACUAUUAUGGGUGGAUACAUAGAUGGCCAAUAUGUUUCAGCUGUAGAAGGCGGGUUGGUCUCUGAUUUAUUCAGCGAUAUUAACCUUAUUCAAGAUCCAGAAGCAGCACAGAUUGCAUUGACAGCUCCAUGGAAGUCAGUCACCAUUGCAGGUAAUAUUACAAAUUCUCUCUUUCACACCACAGAUGAAUAUCAAAAAAUAAUUAAAGACCUUGGAGGCUUGGGUUUAAUUCAAUCGGACCCAAAAUUGCAAUACGUGAAGGAAUUUGUAGGCAAUGGUACUGCUGCUCCCCAUGGUGAAGAGAAUCUUCCAUAUUGGGAUGAGAUGGCUGUUGGUUUUGUUGUCAACAAAGAUUUAAUCAAGCAGUCGGUGAACAUUAGCUUCGCAAUUGAUACUGCUUUCGACUCACCAUUUUAUGGUCAACUUAGACUUUGGCCAGAGAACUUAGCUCCAAAGAAAGGUAUACGUAUUGGAAGAGCUCAAUUGAUCACGGAGGUGGAUUCCGACAUGUUCCUCAACACUAUUACGAACAUUUAUACCCAAGAUUGGUCCUCAUAUUGUACUACCAAUAAAUUUACAAAAUUUUAG